AGGGGAAGGUUUUAGAGAGAGAAGAUAGUGCACAGAUAGAGAUAAUAAGCAUUUCCAUGGGGCUGAGGGACGUCGAGAUGACGCUGCCGCCGGGGUUCCGCUUCUACCCGAGCGACGAGGAGCUGGUGUGCCACUACCUGCACGGCAAGGUGGCCAACCAGCGCCUCUCCGGAGGAGUCGCCGGAUCCAUGGUGGAGGUCGAUCUGCACGUCCACGAGCCAUGGGAGCUGCCUGAUGUGGCGAAGCUGAGCACAAACGAGUGGUACUUCUUCAGCUUCCGCGACCGCAAGUACGCGACGGGGCUGCGCACGAACCGCGCCACCAGGUCUGGCUACUGGAAGGCCACCGGCAAGGACCGCAUCAUCCGCAGCCCGAGGUUGUCGUCAUCCCGCUCUGGCCGCGCCGCCAUUGUCGGCAUGCGCAAGACCCUCGUGUUCUACCGCGGCCGUGCCCCCAACGGCACGAAGACCUGCUGGGUCAUGCACGAGUUCCGCCUCGAGAACCCUCACUCCCCACCGAAGGAGGACUGGGUGCUGUGCAGAGUUUUCCACAAAAAGAAAGCCGAUAUGGAGUACGCCAUGGACGGCGAGGAGGAGCUCGUCGGCGGCGUCAUGGCUCGCAGGGCUGCUGCCCUUAGCGGAACCAACUACGUAAGCUCCUCGUCGUGCCACGAUCCGGAUCAGUAUCACCACUCGCCUACAGCGCCGUUCCCUUCCCUUGGCGUCGGAGGCCACCAUUACCAGCUCAUGCCCUGGGAUCAUCACCACACCCACGGCGCAGCAGGCGUCUCGCUCAGCAAUGUGGACGUUUUCGCCGGCAUGCCACAGCUGCUGAGCUACGAAAAUAUCAUCGACGCCAGCCAGCAACUCCAGGGCGGCCGCAGUGCAGCGGUGGAUUUGAGAGACGGCGUCGAGGAUCAGUGUGGCGGCACGCUGAUGGAGCUAGGGCUGCAGGUGCAGGAGGAGCACUACAACUACAACAGCUUGAUGUAGAUGUGUGUAUAUAAUGUACGGAGUAGAUCGGUUGGUGCUCCAUGCCGCUAUAUUGCUCGGCCAUAUGUUCGUACGUUGACACAAACCGGUACACCGGCUACGAUAAGACGCACACCCAACGGGACAGGCAUAGACAUUUGUUACAUAGGAAGCGCCGCUGUUCAUAUACCUCAUCUAAUAAACUUCAUCUAUAUCUAUAUCUAUACCAAUAUAAAAAGACCCAAAGGGGCAGAUCC
This is a messenger RNA of Triticum urartu, 1228 nucleotides long. Its product is annotated as protein CUP-SHAPED COTYLEDON 1. Lineage: Eukaryota; Viridiplantae; Streptophyta; Magnoliopsida; Poales; Poaceae. The record is from RefSeq and is a predicted model, not a curated record. Gene Ontology annotation, molecular function: DNA binding. Gene Ontology annotation, biological process: regulation of DNA-templated transcription.